Messenger RNA from Onthophagus taurus, 844 nucleotides. Its product is annotated as integrator complex subunit 11-like. The record is from RefSeq and is a predicted model, not a curated record. Gene Ontology annotation, biological process: snRNA processing. Gene Ontology annotation, cellular component: nucleus. Gene Ontology annotation, molecular function: RNA endonuclease activity. Lineage: Eukaryota; Metazoa; Arthropoda; Insecta; Coleoptera; Scarabaeidae.
UCGAUGUAUUUUUUACAAUAAAUCGUAACAACUUAAAUUAAUUAUAAACACAAUGCCGGAAAUAAAAAUAAUCCCUCUGGGUGCUGGUCAAGAUGUUGGUAGAAGUUGUAUUUUGCUUACAAUGGGCGGGAAAAAUAUAAUGCUAGAUUGCGGAAUGCACAUGGGGUACAACGACGAACGUAGAUUUCCCGAUUUUUCUUACAUUUCGCAAGAAGGACCGUUAACACCUUAUAUAGAUUGCGUAAUUAUCUCUCAUUUUCAUUUGGAUCAUUGCGGAGCUGUUCCAUACAUGUCAGAAAUGGUUGGAUACUCAGGCCCGAUUGAUAUGACUCAUCCAACAAAGGCAAUCGCCCCAAUCUUAUUAGAAGAUAUGCGAAAAGUGUCUGUUGAGAAAAAAGGGGAACAAAACUUUUUUACUUCUCAAAUGAUUAAAGAUUGUAUGAAAAAGGUUAUUGCAGUUACAUUACAUCAAUCUGUAAUGGUUGAUAAUGAGUUAGAAAUUAAAGCUUAUUAUGCCGGUCAUGUUUUGGGGGCUGUAAUGUUUUGGGUAGCUGGAUCUCAAUCUAUUGUUUAUACUUGAGGUUAUAAUAUGACUCCAGAUAGGCAUUUGGGAGCUGCUUGGAUUGAUAAAUGUCCCAUCUUUCUUUGGGAACCCUUUGUCGCUGUUAUUAUCCAAUUUUUUUGUGCUAUUAGAUGAUUUACCUUUUUCACGGUCUUUUGAAGACUAUUUCGUUUUUACAGUAAAUGAUGGGUUAACAACUUUAUUUGUUGAGGCGGAACAUUUCAUUGCUAUAAAUACGAAUUAAACAAAUAACUAUUAUAUUGAUAAUAACAGAUAAAAAGA